This is a messenger RNA of Bipolaris zeicola 26-R-13, 795 nucleotides long. RefSeq lists its product as uncharacterized. Gene Ontology annotation, biological process: fatty acid beta-oxidation. Lineage: Eukaryota; Fungi; Ascomycota; Dothideomycetes; Pleosporales; Pleosporaceae. The record is from RefSeq and is a predicted model, not a curated record. Gene Ontology annotation, cellular component: mitochondrion. Gene Ontology annotation, molecular function: enoyl-CoA hydratase activity. Bases 1 to 795 code for a protein of 264 amino acids. The transcript has 8 exons.
AUGAGCCUCUCGAACGCAGAAUCGCCGAGUCUGAUUGUGACCAUCAAGGAUGAAGGUAUCGCCAUUCUGGAACUGAACAGACCGAAAAAGAGGAAUGCAUUGUGUCAGGCUUUGAUGAAUGAGCUGAUUGCGGCGUUGCGUCAAAUUGAUCGCAACCCCACGAUCUUCGCUGCCGUCUUGACCAGCUCUGGCCCAUUCUGUGCUGGCGCAGAUCUAACUGAACUGGCGAAGCUUACGACAGCUGAGGCGACCCGUGUGGGAUGGCUCAAAGACCUCGAUGAAGCAUUCUCAAGUUUUCGGAAGCCUAUUCUGGCAGUCGUGAGGGGCUUUGCAUUAGGCGGUGGCUUUGAACUCGCACUUAUGUGUGACAUGGUUUACGCAACAGCAGAUGCGCGAUUUGGUUUCCCAGAAAUCACCCUUGGCACGAUACUGGGAGCGGGUGGCACGCAAAGACUCACCAAGACGAUUGGAAAGCAGAAGGCAAUGGAACUUAUAUUAACCGGUGCAACCACCUCGGCAACGGAGAUGGAGCGUCUAGGCGUUGUGAAUAGGGCUGUUCCCAACGGAGAAGACGUAUUGGAGGUGGCAACGGCAAUGGCACGGACUAUUGCAUCGUUUUCAGCGCCAGCAAUUGGCCUAGCUAAACAAGCUGUUUUAGCAGCGGAGACGACAACCUUGAAGACAGGGUUAGAGAUUGAGCGUGCAUUGUACUACAGCAGCUUCUCGCUUGAGGAUUGCCGGGAAGGGGUGGCGGCUUUCAAGGAGAAACGAAAAGCAAAUGUCCAACACCGUUAA